CAUUAAACUCACGCCAAACGAACAUUGAUCCAUCUGUUAUUAUGGAGUGUGAACGAUGGACUAACAAGUGCUAGCUAGCCUCUUAUGAGUAUAUAUGCAGAUGCAGAUGCCAGUCCUCCAGCUCUCUCCCGUCUGCCUCUGCCUCCGGUAUAGUAUCUAUCCGGACUCCCAUCCUGUGUCCCGGCCGGCUGUUUCUUUCAUUGAUCCUUCAUCGAUCAUCAGAGAUCAGAUCAGUGUGUGCGUAGGCUUGUAGUAGAACUGACAAGCAAGUUCCUCCAUCGAUCUCUCCACCCUCGCUCCUGGUACGUGUCAUCAUUCCUAGCUAGCCAUCGUGUAUGGUGAUGACGAGGGCUCUUGUUCCUGUGGCGGUGAUGGCGGCGCUUCUGGCGGUGGCCGCCGUGAUGAUGGAGGCGGCCGCGGCGGCGACGUACACGGUUGGCGCGCCGGACGGGCUGUGGGACAUGCAGACCGACUACGCCCAGUGGGUCAAGACCAAGACCUUCCACCCCGGCGACAAGAUCACGUUCACGUACUCGCCGGAGCUGCACGACGUGGUGGAGGUGACGGAGGCGGGGUACGCCGCCUGCUCCAGCGCCAACAACAUCUCCGCCUUCCGCACCGGCAACGACGUCGUGGCGCUCGCCGCCGUUGGCACGCGCUACUUCCUCUGCGGCCUCACGGGCCACUGCGACAACGGCAUGAAGAUCCGCGUCGACGUCGUCUCCUCCGCGCCUGGUCCCGCCGCCGCGGGGCCGGCGUCCGCCGCCGCACCGCCCUUGGCCCGCCGGUGGGUGCCGGCUUCCGCCGGGAUCGCUGCCGCCACGUUGCUGCUGCCGCGCGCUGUCGUCGCGCGGCGGCUUUGGUAGCUACGUGUUAGAGGCGUCGUCUUAAUCUUGUACUACUACUAUUACUAUUUUUUUUAGUAUUUGUUGUUGUGUUGUGUGGAUUUGUAGUUUUGUUUCAGCUGCUACGUGCAUGUAUAUUUUGUUAUUAUGAUUUCAAAAUAGUCUAUAGAUAUCUUCUUGGGGAUUAUAUCAUGCAUGUUCA
Molecule: messenger RNA, 1047 nt
Organism: Panicum virgatum (switchgrass)
Lineage: Eukaryota; Viridiplantae; Streptophyta; Magnoliopsida; Poales; Poaceae
Product: stellacyanin-like
Exons: 2
Coding region: 336-866 (176 amino acids)
Cellular component (GO): plasma membrane
Molecular function (GO): electron transfer activity
Source: RefSeq, a predicted model, not a curated record